Coccidioides immitis RS is the source of this 836-nucleotide messenger RNA. Its product is annotated as protein kinase. The transcript has 2 exons. NCBI's taxonomy places the organism in Eukaryota, Fungi, Ascomycota, Eurotiomycetes, Onygenales, Onygenaceae. The coding region runs from base 81 to 470 and encodes 129 amino acids. The record is from RefSeq and is a predicted model, not a curated record.
CAAACAUAAACCUCAAAUGCAGUCUCGCUCACUUCAAGGCCUGGUUCUGGACAACCGGUAAAUGGGAACCCAAGGGAGACAUGUCGCGCUUUCGCCGUCUAGGCGGAACGUUCAUUUGGUGGAAAACCAGUCAAUGCUUGAGGACUUCAAAAAAGCAGAAAUGGAACAUCAGUGUCCGAGGAAGAUUACUGAUGACAAGCGUGUCAUCUACAGGUCUCGCAGCUUUGGCAAGCCGAAGAAUGGCGAGUGGGGAGAUCCAGUCUUGUGUGAUUUCAGAGAGGCCAGAAUUGGACAAGUUCAACAAAGAGGUCCAUUUGUCCAGACACAUAUUUACAGGGCGCCGGAUAUACCUUUUGAGAUGCGAUGGGGUUCGCCCGUGGAUAUAUCGAAAGUCGCUACACUUAUCUGGGACCUCUUCCAAGGAAAAACAUAUGUUUGAUAACCUCCUAGAUGGAAAAGGGCAAUUAUGAUCCUUUCAAGCACAUAGCUCAGAUAGUUGUAUUACUGGGCCCUCCUCCAAAGAGGAGUUCAUGCUGCGCAGUGAGAUGACUUGGCAAUGCUUUGAUGCUGAUGGCAGUUUGCUCCGUUUAGUUUAUGGGUGGCAAUUAAAGCUCACACGGACGUGUAUAAAGACAAGUGGAGGGCAGAUAUGCACGAGAAUAUAUCCAAUAUUUCGUUGGAGAGCCUUGAGACUCCUUUAGAGGGAACAGAGAAGAUAUCAUUUCUCCGCUUCACCCGGUCCAUGCUUAAGUGGCUGCCCGAGGAGCGAAAGACUGCUAGAGAACUUCUUAACGAUCCCUGUUUGAAUGACCAGCUGGGCUAAAAGCGGGAACUGA